AGUGGCUACGACGAUUCAGGGACUUCCGAAGUUCCUGCCAGCUUGUCAGGGGUACACUUUCACAGCACCCGACGUUCGGUACCUAGUAGGUGUAGUGUACCUGAAGGCGGUGGAGCAUCUUUCCGGUCACUUGCAUUUUGCUCCUUACCUUUUGACCCUGCCGCGGGGAGAAUCCCUUUGCUUCCAGAUUACUGGGCCGAUGCUGGACAGAAGACUGCAGCGGAUGUGUCGAGAUCAUAUAUAACGUCAACUUGA
Neurospora tetrasperma FGSC 2508 is the source of this 255-nucleotide messenger RNA. RefSeq lists its product as uncharacterized. The annotation marks the transcript as partial. NCBI's taxonomy places the organism in Eukaryota, Fungi, Ascomycota, Sordariomycetes, Sordariales, Sordariaceae. The transcript has 2 exons. The record is from RefSeq and is a predicted model, not a curated record.